GUGCCACCAUGUCUGAAGUAGAAGAAACUCUGAAACGUAUCCAGGCUCACAAGGGUGUUACAGGAGUUAUCGUCGUCAAUCAAGAAGGUAUCCCAAUAAGAUCGAACCUUGACAACUCAACAACCGUACAGUAUUCCGGUCUCUACCAUCAACUGACAGCUAAAGCUAGGUCUGUAGUUCGAGAUAUUGACCCCCAGAACGAUCUUACAUUUCUGAGGAUCCGAUCCAAGAAGCACGAGAUCAUGGUGGCUCCCGACAAAGAAUACCUCCUGAUCGUUAUCCAGAACCCCACUGAAUCAUGAACAAACACUUCAGCAUUACCCCAUCACGUGCUAUGAUGUCACGUGAUGUUUAUAUUUAGUUGCACCUUCCUAAACCCAAGACCAACAUUUUAUCCCUUGUUGUUCGUGGAACUGAUCGACUUAAAAACUCUCCUUCUUUUUAUAACAAGUGGCACACAUAUAUAACACAAUAAGCUCACUUCCUCAUAUUUUUGGGAACUUUUGCUCGUUGAUUUGGACGAUUCGUCAUUUGCCGGUGAACAAGGAAGGCUUUUGACGUUUUUUGUUGAACAAAGUUUAAAUGAUGUUGGAAGACAUGAUGUAGUAAAAUUCUUAUUUAUCACGAA
Bolinopsis microptera is the source of this 628-nucleotide messenger RNA. Its product is annotated as dynein light chain roadblock-type 2. The record is from RefSeq and is a predicted model, not a curated record. Gene Ontology annotation, molecular function: dynein intermediate chain binding. Gene Ontology annotation, biological process: microtubule-based movement. Gene Ontology annotation, cellular component: cytoplasmic dynein complex; centrosome; cytoplasm. NCBI's taxonomy places the organism in Eukaryota, Metazoa, Ctenophora, Tentaculata, Lobata, Bolinopsidae. The transcript has 3 exons. The coding region runs from base 9 to 302 and encodes 97 amino acids.